Molecule: messenger RNA, 213 nt
Organism: Alternaria arborescens
Lineage: Eukaryota; Fungi; Ascomycota; Dothideomycetes; Pleosporales; Pleosporaceae
Exons: 1
Coding region: 1-213 (70 amino acids)
Source: RefSeq, a predicted model, not a curated record
AUGCCUGAGAACCUGCCUCCACCAGCACCGGUAGUUACCAUGUCGGUUGGAUUCUUAGUCCCAAGUAAUGGCAGCGCCGCACCCACAAAUCGAACAGGCCUCCCAGAGUUUACUGGAGCUGCGACAAGGGUGGUGUCUGUGUCCAAGACAGAAGUCAUGCUGGGAUGGUUGGUUGGUGUAGUCGGCUUUCUAGCCAUUGGAGCACUGUUCUAA